AUGGUGCUUUCUUAAAGGCAAAUGGUGAAAUACCGGUAACUUGGAAAAGGGCAGCAUCCAUGGAUGAGGUUCUCCAGGAGGCAAUUAGUUUUCAUCCUAUCUUGGAUAAAACUACUUAUCAUCUAGUCAACAAGGAAAGACUUGCCAAGAUGAAAAAGGAAGCAAUUCUUAUCAACUGCAGUAGAGGACCUGUUAUUGAUGAAGUUGCACUUGUAGAUAACUUAAGACAUAACCCAAUGUUUCGUGUAGGCCUUGAUGUGUUUGAGGAUGAGCCCUAUAUGAAACCCGGGCUUGCAGAGUUGAAAAAUGCAAUUGUAGUACCUCACAUUGCAUCUGCCUCAAAGCACACUGUUGUGUCUUGGAAUACUUUGAUCAAUGGCUACUUUCGGAAUAACUGUGCGGAGGAGGCGUUGAGGGUUUAUAGUAGAAUGAUGGCAACCUCAGUUAUAGUGUUUAUGAAAACCUCGAAGAAAAGAACAGCCCCGUGGAAUGCAGUACUAUCUGGGUUCAGGCUUGCAAGAAAAGCAAUACAACUCUUCAAAUAG
Messenger RNA from Trifolium pratense (red clover), 545 nucleotides. Its product is annotated as glycerate dehydrogenase-like. The transcript is spliced from 5 exons. The record is from RefSeq and is a predicted model, not a curated record. Gene Ontology annotation, cellular component: cytosol. Gene Ontology annotation, molecular function: hydroxypyruvate reductase [NAD(P)H] activity; hydroxypyruvate reductase (NADH) activity; glyoxylate reductase (NADPH) activity. The coding region runs from base 60 to 545 and encodes 161 amino acids. NCBI's taxonomy places the organism in Eukaryota, Viridiplantae, Streptophyta, Magnoliopsida, Fabales, Fabaceae.